Panicum virgatum (switchgrass) is the source of this 1810-nucleotide messenger RNA. RefSeq names its product proline-rich protein PRCC-like. The coding region runs from base 181 to 1620 and encodes 479 amino acids. The transcript is spliced from 2 exons. Gene Ontology annotation, cellular component: nucleus. The record is from RefSeq and is a predicted model, not a curated record. NCBI's taxonomy places the organism in Eukaryota, Viridiplantae, Streptophyta, Magnoliopsida, Poales, Poaceae.
CCUCCUCCGCCGGCACCGGCGCCACCCACCGAACAGGAAUCCGCCGACGACUCGCCCUGGUGCCCUCCUGGCUCCUACCCGAACCUGACUUCCUCCGCCUCCGCUGCCGUCUUCCCCUUCGGCCUUCGCCCCUUUCGUCCCCGCCGAGCGACCACCGUUAGCCACCGCCCCAGCUCCGCCAUGGACUCGCUCCUCGCCAGCUACGCCUCUUCGGACGACGAAGCCGACGAGGCCCCACCUGCCCCCGCCGCGGCCCGGGGCGGCGAGGCCGGCGCGAAGCCCCCCACCGCCUCCUCCGCUGGCGGCGGCGGAAUCUUCUCCUCGCUACCGCAGCCCAAGUCCGCGGCUCUCUUCUCCUCCCUGCCGGCGCCCAAAUCUGCCCCUGCUACCGCUGCGGCCCGGGGCGAGGCGGCCGGGGCGAAGCCCCCCACCGCAUCCUCCGGUGGUGGCGGCGGAAUGUUCUCCUCGCUCCACCAGCCCAAGCCCGCGGCUCUCUUCUCCUCCCUCCCGGCGCCCAAAUCCGCCCCCGCCCCGACCUUCUCCUCAAUCCCGGCCCCGAAGUCCUCCUCGGGAAACCCGAAGCUCGUCGUCCAGUACCGCCCGCAGCCGAUUCGGCAGCCUACGGGCGACAGCUCCGACGACGAGGAGGACGACGCCAAGAAGCGCCGCGCCAGCACCCCGGAGGCGCGCUUGCCGCCCGUGUCUGCUGGAUCGGGUCCCGUGUCCUCGUUCCUCCCGCCGCCGAAGCACUCGCUUGGGCUCGGCUCCGGCGCGGGCGCCGGCGCCAGGAGGUCGGCUAUCGACACGGCGGCGCCGGAGAGAUCGAAUCUCGGGGCCGCCGUUCCUUCAGGUUCCAUUGCGAACACUGAUGCGCCAGAAAGGCCUGAUACUGGUGCUUCGGAUGACGACGAUUCAGAGGAUAGCGGCAGUGAGGAAGACGUGCCUGUGCCCGAGCAGCAGGUGGAGGGGCAAGAAGAACAGCAGGGUCUCGAUGCUGAAGCUGGAGGCCAGCAACAGCAAGGCUAUGAUGCUGGAGCUGGGAGCACUAGUGGAUAUGAAGCUUAUGCGUGGGAUCCAAACUACUAUGCUCAAUACGGUGCGAGUUAUGGCUGGGAUCCUAGUGCCAAAGCAAAUUAUAUGGCUGGAGAACAGUAUGCCGCAUAUGGAGAGCAAAGUGGUGGGUAUGUUCAUUCACACGGAGGGGAGCAUGGUGGUGGAUACGAGCAUGUUGCGGCAGCGCCAUACGGAGUAGAUUAUACUGGAGGAUAUGGCCAUGAGGUGGCAGCACCAGUGCAAGAACCAGUGUUGCCACCUGAGAUGGGUAGGAUUGGAGGGAAGAGAGGUAGGAAUGAUAUGCCAGCACAGAUUUUAGAGGUAGAUCAGGCAGAGCUGAUGAAGAAUCGACCAAAGCAGGAUAAGUCCAAGCUCACUGGGUUGGCCUUUGGUCCUAGUUAUCAGCCUGCCCCAUCAGCGAAAGGAAAGCCAUCCAAGUUGCAUAAAAGGAAGCACCAGAUUGGUUCUCUGUACUUUGACAUGAAGUCAAAGGAGAUGGAGCUUGCGGAGAGGCGCUCGAAAGGCAUUCUUACAAAAGCAGAGACUCAAGCAAAAUAUGGCUGGUGAGCAUGUAAGAAUUUUAGUACGUCUCGAAAUUGAAAUGAUUGUGAAUUCUUGUUGCAAAUUUUGUUGUAAGAGUUACAGACGAUAUAAACCAAUUGUAGAACAAAUAGUUCAAUGAUCAGUCGAUAUUUGUGCUGCCCAGCUUGUAUUGUGAAUUAUAUGAUGUUGGCAUGAAAUGCCCGCCUCCAUAUCA